This is a messenger RNA of Styela clava, 3604 nucleotides long. RefSeq lists its product as uncharacterized. The record is from RefSeq and is a predicted model, not a curated record. Lineage: Eukaryota; Metazoa; Chordata; Ascidiacea; Stolidobranchia; Styelidae.
AACUAACAGGGAAAAUAUGCAUUUUUACAGUUGUAAAUACAACCUGUUUUGUUGUAAUGACAGCAAAAUAAUUAGCAAAAUUAAACGUUGAUUGAAGCAAUCAAGAGACAUGAUUGAAUCUGUGAGAUCAGUCGACAAUUCGUCACCGACAACAAAUCCUGAAUCGCGUGAUACUCACUUGAACAAAACAGGACUGAAAUCUUGCUUCGGUGGGGUGAAGUCGGAAUCAGACGAGGUUCUUCAACGAAUUCGUGCAAACGAUCAAAUUGACGAAGAGAACGAUAUUUCAGAAUAUUUUAAAAUCUCAGCUAUAAAAAGUGAUACUCAAUCUGAAGAUUCUGGAACAGCUUCAUUCGAUAAUGACUGCGAAGUUAAUUUAGAUGAGCUAGGUUCAACGAGCAAUCAAGUUACUGAAUAUAUUGACGAAGAAAAUUUUGGUGCUUCAAUAGAUCUUACGGAGAGUACUAAUAAAAACUUCAAUUCAGCAGAAAUGGUGAAAGCUAAAGAUUUGACGACAUAUACAAAAACAAAGUCUCCUGAUCUGGCAGCGUUUAAUUUUUAUGGAGAACCCCCAAUGCCUGAGAAUGUUUUUGAUACACCAGACAGCAUGUUUGACGAUGCCUUCAGUCUUGACGAAUUCAUGCUGAGUAAUCAAUUAAAACCCAGUUUAGGCGAAGGAAAAUGGGAACAACGAAAAGUCGUUUUUCAAACUUUUGGUGAUGAUAGAUCCUACACUCGCGUCUCAACUUGUCAACCUGUUGCGAAUGGAGAACAAGAUUUUCUUCGCGUGAUGUUGAAUGAAGACGAAGCUCAAAAUGUGGCUAAAUUACAGCCGUUUGUGAAUGCUGGGCAACCAACUACCCAACCCUCCUUUCAAGAAAUUCGAAAUCGCACGUUUUCUGAUUUGUUACGAGGGGACAUGGCUGAGGUGGACAGUGGCAUUUCGCAGACUUUUCCAAUAUGUGGUAACGUAGGGCGAAACAGAGAUUACAGCGUCAGCAGCGACAGUGGUGUUGGAAGCUCAAUUCUGAUGGAUUUGACAACGUCUCCAUCAAAUCAGUCUGCAGAGCGGUCAGGCAGCAGCAUAGAAGAUGCGCCUCAGGAUGUCCUGACUUUCUCUCGAAAUUUGAAGGAAUCUGUACUACCAAACUCGGCAAUGAAAAAUGAAAGAUUUCCGUCACACGUAAGUGAUCUUUCUAGGCACGGAGAAGAUCUGCAUGAUGAUUUACUGCUUGCUGAACUUUCACAUGAAAACGGACAAAUACCUGGUGCAGAUGAAAAAGUGUCGAGCAAGAAAACGGCAUACAAUGAAAAAUGGGGAGUCAAAGUUUUUAAAGCUUGGUGUGUGGAUAUGUCCAUCAACGAGAAGUUUGAGAGGCUGACACCAGAGCAAUUGAAUGAAUUACUGUGCAGAUUUUGGUCUGAAGUGAGAAAGUCAAAUGGGGAUUACUAUGGAAGAAACAGUCUUUUCAAUUUACGUGCCAUGAUAAAUAAACAUCUCAAAGGAAAGCCAUUUUGUGCAGAUUUUGAUAUCGUGACAGAUGAAAGAUUCAGGUCAUCCAACGACACUUUAGAAAAACAGCUGAAAAUUCUCAAAGGUAUCGGGAAGACAAUAACACACAAACAACCCAUUUCGAUAGCAGAUCUAAGAAAAAUGUACGAUUCCAAUGUGUUGGGAACGGGAAGUCCUUUAGCCUUGCUAAGAAAGGUCUGGUUUGAAAUCACGCUUCAUUUUUGUCACAAAGGUUCUGAGCCACAAGAAAAGUUAACUAGGAGCUCUUUUCACAUAUUUCGAGAUCAUAAUUACAGAGCGUAUAUAUCAAGAGCUCCCAACGCAAAACCCGGAAACGAUACAGAUGAGAUUCGAAUGUACGAAACAGGGGGUGAGCUUUGUCCUGUACAUAGUUAUCAAGCAUAUUUGCAAAAACUCCACCCGCUUCAAGGUCGAUUAUUUCAACAACCUCGUAGAAAAUCGACUCCAACUUCUCCCAUGUGGUAUGGUAAAGCGCCGAUCGGCGAGAAAGCUCUGCAGCAAAUGAUGGCAAAUAUUUCAGUUGCUGCAAAACUUUCCAAACGAUAUACAAAUCAUUGUGUUCGCACCACCGCAUUAGAACAAUUCAGUACAUCGAGGAAAAAAUCAGGAGGAAAAUCCGGAGACAAAACUUCGCAGAAGUCCGCCAAAUCAAAUAUGGGCGUGGCAAAACGAGCGAACUAUCGUCAAAAUCACGCACAGCAAUUGGCUCAAAAUAACGUUUACACACAGCCGCAACAUGCGUACUAUAAGUCGUCGGGGCAUCUUACAUACGGGCAAGCGACAGCACAUUUGCAAAAUGCCGAUUCGGUUUACCAAUAUCCAGUUGGUUGUGAAAUGAACCCUUAUGAAAAUAUUCCAGACCAGAAUGAUAUGAGGGAGAGUAUGAUCCCUCCUAACGCAAUCAAAGGUGGUCAACAUCAAAUGAGAGAUUCUCAGACCAAUGAGAUGACACGUUGUUACAAACGCACUUAUGAGGAGAUCACGUCAAUCAACCAUUCCGGGCAUUCCAAUAUACAUCCACCGCCUCCGUAUACCAACCAACCAACAAAACGGGCGCGACUAGAAAAUUGCCACGUUUUCCUGUCGCGAGGUGGCGCACGAAAUUCACCCCAAAUUGGUCCCUUCAUCCAAAAAAUGAACAACUCCGAUCUUAGACAAGAAUUUCAACCUUAUGGUCGGAAUAUCCAUAUGUUGACGUCACAAGAUGACGUCACAACCGGUAUCAUGGAUAUGGUUAACCCAAGAAAGGGACUUUCCGAAACAAUUAUCGCUGGCGAUAGUAACAUACCAGAAAUCAAAUCCAUAACAAAUCAAAAUUUUACCGUAUUGACAAACAUAAUAUGAACAACGCUGAAGAAAUUACUCAACAAUUUAUGUAGUAUUAAACUUGAUGAUAUGUGGUUAUAAUAACGCUGAAAUUCGUGCAUUUUUCCUUAUUUUUGACAGCAUAGCUCGAAUAUAUAAAAAUUUUAUUUUUUAUUUCCAUUUUUUAAUCAUCAAAAACUUUUUAAAAAAAAUGCUUUUAUUUAGCUUUAUAAAAGAGCAAAAAAUGUUUUUUACCAGUACAAUGCUGGAUUUUUCAUCUUUAUUGCAUUCUUUUUAUUAUCAAACGAGAAAUGGGGGAAAAUUAUAUAAACCAUAAUUAAAAGCGAAAUUAGUCUUUGUUUUCUCAAAAUCACGGAGUCUCAUUUCUUUGUUCCAUAAUUCCGAACAAUGUAUAACGUCAUAAAAAGAUUUUCAAUCCUUCGCACUUAAAGCGUAAAUUCAACAAAAAGUUGGUUAGUAAUUCAAGGUUUGUCACUUAACGGGGUUUAUUAUAAUUCUUCCCUAUCUUCUUAAGUUUAAAAUCUAUAUAUUCUAAGGCUAUUUCAAUUAUGUGUGUUUAAAGACAAAUUUCUUUAGUUAGCUUUGAAUACUGCCUUUUCUUAUUUUAUUUACUAUUUUUGCCACAAUGCAUGUAUUUCUUCGUUUUAUAUCAAACUUGUUUUAUAUUUUUCUAUCUCUUUGGUGCAUACUUGUUCACGUCCUUUCUAUAAAAUUUAUACUAUAUUAAAAAAAAAACUGAAAAUU